GGAAACAAGCCCGCUUUCCAAAAUCUAAAUUAUAGAGAAAGAGAGAGGUGGGUUUUGCCUCUCUCUCUCACCCUUUUCUCCUUGUCUUCCUCUCUCUCUCUCUCUCUAACAGUUCUUCUCCCCAAACAAUUCUAAAACAAGCUACAAUUGAAAACCCUCUAAUCAUCCUCUGCUCUUCUUUCAUUUUUCUUUUCAAAGAUGGAACCAAAUAUGAAGAAUGCAGAGUCAAAGAACUCAAAACUAUGUCGUUGGGAUAGUCAUCUCACUUCCGAGAAUGCUGAAUGGCUGGCAGAAAAGUCCAAAGAAAUGGACCAGAGUGUCAAGCAAGUACUGAAAUUUGUGGUAGACAAUAUGGAAGGUUUGGCAAAAAAUGAUGACAUGCAUUCUCAGAAUAAGUCGGAGGUGAUUGUCCAUGUUCAGGAACUCUACCGUAUUUAUCAAUCUUUGGCUGAGCGCUAUGAUCAUUUGACCAGGGAAUUGCGCAAGAGUCUACCAUCUGAUUGCCAAACGCAAGGCCCUGAUAGCGGUUUUGAUCAGAACUCUCCAUUGAUAACACCCGAUAAAAAACUGGGUAUGGGUAGGUCUAGUCAACAAGCUGCAUCUUUCAGUUCUGGUGGUGGUAGUUCUGAUCUCUCAUUGAAGGAAAGGACUGAAACAUCUUCAUUCUCAUCAGAUUCUGACUCAGAAUCUUUCAGCUCCUCUGUCAACAUCUACUUAAGCUCUCCAGUGGAUAAUGAUAAUGGUGGAGUACAUCACAAAGUUACUGAGCUAGGAAGUGAGCUUCCAACAAUGAAACUGAAGCUACAAGGGGCUGAUGGAGAGAAUGUAGAUGGAAAGUUGAAGAUGGGGGAUAACAGAAGUUAUGAAGAACUGAAUGAAAGACUCAAUAACCGUGAAGAAGAGUUAGGAGAUCUGAACCUAAAACUUCAUCUUGCAGAAGAAGAGAUUGCGAGGUUGAAUACAGAGCUCAAGAAGAAUGAGUCUGUUUCUGUCCUUUCUGAUCACAUGCUUGUUCGACUUGAAUCAUUGCAGGGAGAUACCAAAACGAGGGAAGCUGAUCUUGAGUUGGAGAAUGGAAAAGUACUUGAGUUACAGAAACAGAUCGUUGAACUGGAAGCUCAUGUUUCAGUCUCCAACUCUGAAAUUGUGAGGUUGAUGGAGGAGCUUGCUGCAAGUAAAGAAAAGAUCAAGGCAUCGGAAGAAGAGAUUGCAAUGUUUAAGCAUGAGCUUGGACAGAAGAUUUCUGAUGAUACUCGUCAUGUGCUAGGGCAGCUUGAAUCUGCUCAAGAAGACUUAGCCCUGUUAAAAGCACAACUUGACAUAGAGAGGACGCAGGCUGUGAACCUGCAGGAGCAAAUUGUGAGGUAUAGCAAUGAUCUAUCUAAUCGUGGUCGUGAAAUUGAGGAAUUAAAGGGUGCAUUAUGUGAUGCCCAUGAUAAUUUCUCUAUGCAGAGAGCAAGUUUUCAGAGUGAGAUUUUUGGUCUGUUAGAAAAAGAGACCCUCUUAGAGGCAAGGCUCAAAGAAUGGGAACUGCAUCAAAGGCUAUUAGAGGAAAAAUUAAAUCAAUGUGAAGCUGAAAAAAGGGAAAUCAAAGGUUUGCAUGAUGUACGUGAGAUUGGGUUCCAAGGUCAGAUCAGUCAGCUGAAGGCAGAACUUCUUGAGAAAGGUGUGCAUGUAGAAGCUCUAAAUAAGAACCUUGACUUACUGAAAUUGAAAUAUGAUAUGCUUAUGGCAGAGAAAGAUGGAGUCAUAGCAAAGGUAAACACUCUUGUAGCUGAGGUUAGUUCCCGAGAUGUGCAGAUUGGGCAAAUGGAGGAGCAUAUACAGCAAUUAAGCAGGGAACAUUUACAGCUGAUUUCUGGAUUGAAAUAUGAAAAGAAUCUAGAAGAUGAAUUAAAAUUGAGAAUAAAGGACCUUGAGAAGGAAGUGGAUAGGCAAAGAAUCAUGAUCUUAGAUGUGGCUGAGGAGAAAAGAGAGGUAAUUCGACAGCUUUCUUUCACACUGGAGCACUAUAGGAGUGGUUAUAAAGAAUAUCAGGCUUUUUUCAAGCACAACCAGUAUGCAAUUAAGGCGUCAUGAGUUUGAUUAAUGAGUAUUAGUAAGGCUACAAGUCUCGAUUGUCUCUUCCCUUUUUUGUUGUAUGCUUUGUUAAAUUUCUCUUCCGAACUCGUCAAAUUGGUUCUUAAUAUUUUAUUUUCUGUGGGAGGUUUUGGGUGAUAUGUUGUAUACUUGCAUUGAUGCUUAGAUAAACUUGAAGCUCCAGUUAUGCUAUAUCCUUGCAUAUUAUUAAACAUCUGAAAAUUGCAAUGGACAAAUAUGAACCAAGUUUAAAAUUUCAAUCAAACAGUCCUUCAGAUUAGGCUCAUUCUGUAUUGCAUACUGCAGGAGUCCUGGUCUAUAUUUCCCUAAUUAGCUUGUAGAUUCAGUUUGUACUGCAGGAUUAUUGAAUGUGGAUUGAAUCAGUUUGUAGAUCCCACCGACUUGUUUGUUUCAUAAAUUCAUGGCUUUUACCCCUAUGUCCCAAGGAAGAACAGGGUCAAGUAUAUAUUUGUAACAAAUAUUACUAUUCUUUACCCCAUGUAUGCUUGAA
Molecule: messenger RNA, 2590 nt
Organism: Durio zibethinus
Lineage: Eukaryota; Viridiplantae; Streptophyta; Magnoliopsida; Malvales; Malvaceae
Product: protein NETWORKED 4A-like
Cellular component (GO): vacuolar membrane
Molecular function (GO): actin binding
Source: RefSeq, a predicted model, not a curated record